UAUUCAGAUUUAUAAUAGUUUCCCUUCUCAUCGUCUCCUUCUCCCCCCCCCCCCCAACAAAAGAGGACCUCCUCGUCCCCCUCCUUCCCCAAGAUAUAUAUUUCUAAAAACUUCCCUUAUCCCAUAACAUUCUCCACACAAAUAUUAGCUCCAUGAGUUCCAAUAUCCAAAAAAGAAAGAAAAAAAAAAGUCUCCUACAACAGAUAUUCCAAUUUAUAAUAGUUUUCCUUCUUUCCGUUCCGCCUCCCCCCUCAUUCCCCGUCCCCCUCCUUUCCCGACGUCUGUCAAGCGGAGGAUCGUCUGCUAGGAGAAGGAGCCCCUCUUGACGGCGUACAGCACCUCCUUCCCCUUCCUCACUCCUUCGCUUAGUUAUCUCCGGACGACAGCAGAGAAUUGUGAUUUUUUUUUAGAUUUAAUGGUUGUUUAAAUGGGUUGAGUUUGUUGGUUAUUCUUUAAAAUCAGUCGAUUUAGUCCAGUGGAGACCCCGAGAGCCUAGUGUAUGUCCCCUUCCUUCUCGCGUCUGUUUUGGCUUCCAGACGUCCGUGUUCCAGCCCGAUUUUUAUUUUAGUUAACUACGUUGGAGGGUACAGAGGAGUUCUUUAAGGGGUGAGGUUUAGAGAAGUAAAUACUAAGGAAGAACUCGACUUUUAGACAAGAAAAUAUUAAAAGAUUAGCGUCCAGCUCCGCCUGGGCCCCGGACGCAGGGGAGCCUCCUUCUCCAGGGAGCCAACCAUGAGUGACCAUGACGUUGAUGACAUCGCCUUCCUCACAGGAUCGCCCAAUGAAAGCGGCUUCAUGGUUAACAAACGUGCUAUGUACGAGCCCGGGGCCGUGAUGGUGUGCUCCCAGAAACGGGCUUGCUGCGUCGUCACCCUCGGGUUCGUUGCCAUCAUCGCUGUCGCCCUCAUUGUAGCCUUCACUAAGCCAGGAUGCCCAGAGGCUACCUACACAGGAGAGCCGCUACCAGGCCAAAGCAUCCGGCCAACAAGUUCUCCCCCUACAACACCCCCUACUGCCACUAAUGGAGAGCUGUUCCCGUGGACGAGUGUUCGAUUACCCACACACGUUAGACCCUUACACUAUGACCUUAGUCUCCAUCCUAAUUUAACUAGUAGAUAUGUCAAAGGUGAAUUAACCAUCAAGUUAACUGCAAUAGAGGAGACACAACAGAUAGUCAUACAUGGCCAUGAACUGAAUGUAACAUCAUAUAAACUCCACAACAAAUAUGAAAAACCAAUCGGUAUCAGCAAGUUCCUCGAGUAUCCCGCCCACCAACAGCUAUAUCUCAAGUUAGAUGAGAUUUUACGUCGAGGAAGUAACUACACGCUGAGGUUAAGUUAUGAAUUCACCCUGAAGGAGGGCCUUGAAGGAUUUUACCUGUCAUCCUACAAAACAGCAAGUGGAGAGAAGAGGUAUAUCGCUACCACCCACUUCGAACCCACUGCAGCGCGUGCAGCCUUUCCCUGCUUUGAUGAGCCGCAGUUGAAAGCCAAGUUCCACCUGGGUAUUUACCGAGAACCCCACCAAUUUACCCUUUUCAACAUGCCGCUACAGACAUCGGUCAAAGCAGAGGAUUCAGAAUUGGUGUACGUUGUUCUGCCUAUAUUUUUACCUCCAAAUAUGUCAGUUUAUCAUUUUUUUGAACAUUCCAGAUUCCAUGAUCAAUUCCAAGAGAGCGUAGAAAUGAGCACAUACCUAGUAGCCUUCGUAGUGUGCGAUUAUGACCAUGUGACCAACAAAACAAGCAACAAUGUUAGUGUCUCAGUCUAUGCUCCUCCUAUGAUGAUAAGCCAAGCCAGCUAUGCUCUGCGGAUGGCCACGCAGAUCCUUGACUUCUAUGAGACUUUCUUUGGGGUUCCGUAUCCUCUCCCCAAACAAGACUUGAUUGCAAUCCCUGACUUUGGAGCUGGUGCUAUGGAGAAUUGGGGGCUGAUCACUUAUCGUGAAACUGCACUUAUGUUUGACCCCAAUCACACGUCAUCUCGAGCUCAGCAGAGAGUUACUGUUGUGAUUGCCCACGAGCUCGCCCACCAAUGGUUUGGUAAUCUGGUAACCAUGGCAUGGUGGAGUGACCUAUGGCUUAAUGAGGGUUUUGCAAGCUUCAUGGAAAACCUGGGAACAGGUGUUGCUGAGCCAGGCUGGGCCAUGCAGGAGCAGUUCAUCGUGGAGAAGAUGCAGCCGGCCCUUUCCUUGGAUGCGCUCUUGGCCUCCCACCCAAUCUCAACCCCUGUGGCCGACCCUGCACAGAUUGAAUCCAUAUUCGACACAAUUUCCUAUAAAAAGGGUGCAUCAAUUAUUGGCAUGCUUGAGUCCUUCAUUGGGCAGGACAUGCUGAAGGCAGGAUUGAGGCUCUACCUUGAGGCCCACAGGUAUGGUAAUGCAGCAACAGAUGAUUUGUGGGAAGCCUUGACCAGGGUACUCAAGAAAUCUGGCCAUAAUCUUGACAUUAAGGGAAUCAUGGACACAUGGACCCUCCAAGCUGGGUUCCCGCUCAUCAGUGUCAGCUUGGAGGAUGGGCUCGUGACGGCUAGCCAAGCACGAUUCCUAGUGUGUGAGGAGAACGUGACUGACCCCAAUGAACCCCUCAACGCCACACUGGGAUACAAGUGGCAUGUUCCCUUAACCUACGUAACCAGUGCCAACCCUAAGAAUGAGACAAUGCACUGGAUGAACUUGACCGACGUGGAAUUUGAAGUGGGGAAGGAGGUCAAAUGGAUCAAGUUCAAUGUUGGGCAACGAGGCUUCUAUCGGGUCACCUACGACGAGGGGGGUUGGGAUGCCCUCAUCCACGUACUGCAGACAGAUCCUCACACUCUUUCCCCGGCCGACAGGGCUUCACUGCUUGACGACGCCUUCACGCUGGUCAAGGCCGGCACCAUCAAUGCAACAGUGGCGUUGAACCUGAGCCUCUACCUUAAGCGGGAGAGCCUGUACAUCCCUUGGCACACGGCCCUAAAUCACCUCUUCAGCUGGGUACAACUGCUCUUCAACUACCCUGCACACACUCUUAUGCUUGAGUAUAUCCACAUCCUUAUAUUGCCUCACUAUGAAAGAGUUGGAUGGAUGGACACAGGCACACACAUUGAAAGGCUUUUGCGAUCUGAGAUUCUCAUGGCGGCAGUGGAAUGUGGAAAUAUACAUGCCAUUGAGGAAGCCCAGAAAAGAUUUGCUGCCUGGCGAAACAAGAAUGAGUCGAUUCCACCCAAUCUCCGCUCUGUUGUCUACAAAACAGGAGUCAGAUAUGGCACAGAAGAAGACUGGAGGCACUGUUGGCAGGUUUACAAUACGUCCUCAAUCCCCAGUGAGAAGAGCCUGAUGCUGAAGGCUAUAUACCUCGAGUACACUCUUGAUGGCUCCAAGAUCAGGCCACAAGAUGUGAUGAUUGUCCUGAGGGAGGUGAGCCAAAACCCUGGUGGAAGGCUCUCUGCCUGGAGGAUGGUACGUCAGCACUGGACACAGAUUUCACAGCUCUUCGGCCACGGCUCCUUCACCAUUGGGGCAAUCAUUAAGGCUGUCACUUCUCCUUUCACAUCAGCUUUUGACUUGGGCGAGGUUGAGUCAUUCUUCAGCAAUGUAGAUGUGGGACCUGGGGAGCGUGCACUUGCCCAGGCACUCGAGACCAUCAGACUGCACAUUCAGUGGCAUGAGCACAACCUGGACGACGUGACACAGUGGCUUCACCAACAGCUGUCCAAGCCAGAAGGGAGAGAUGAAUAGGGUUAGACUUAGCCUUCAUAGA
This is a messenger RNA of Penaeus monodon (black tiger shrimp), 3739 nucleotides long. RefSeq names its product endoplasmic reticulum aminopeptidase 1-like. Bases 733 to 3717 code for a protein of 994 amino acids. The transcript has 17 exons. Gene Ontology annotation, biological process: peptide catabolic process; proteolysis. Gene Ontology annotation, cellular component: cytoplasm. The record is from RefSeq and is a predicted model, not a curated record. NCBI's taxonomy places the organism in Eukaryota, Metazoa, Arthropoda, Malacostraca, Decapoda, Penaeidae. Gene Ontology annotation, molecular function: metalloaminopeptidase activity; zinc ion binding; peptide binding.